Messenger RNA from Peronospora matthiolae, 717 nucleotides. The record is from the annotation of a GenBank genome assembly. NCBI's taxonomy places the organism in Eukaryota, Oomycota, Peronosporomycetes, Peronosporales, Peronosporaceae.
AUGAAUAUGUUGGAUGAUGAAGAUGACCAAAGCUUUCACGCUACGCGUGACGGCUACUCCCAUUUGAGCGAUGUCGAAUGGGAUGCGGUUGAACGGAUGGGUUCAACCAUGGGCAUCCAUGCUGUUAGCGUCAUGCUAGAGGCUCUCAAUAGAGAUGCCCAACAUGCUACUAUCGCCAAGUUCAUUCAAAAUGAACUUGACGCAGAACGCGAGAAAGUAGCCUUGCUUCACCAACAAGGUUCUCAACAAGCAGAGUUGUUGAGAGAACAGGGUGCUCAACAGUUUGAACUGUUGAGACAGCAGCAGGCUGCUGCUGGUGGGUCGAUGCACUCGCGUCGACCCGAGACUUUGAAGAUUGACAUCUCCAAGUAUAGGGGGGUCGAAGAAGACUCCCUCUUGAGAUGGUUCGUCGAAUUGGAUGACGCCAUAAGGGCGCGUCGCAUCGACUACGGGGAUAUGCAAGUUGCAUUUGCCCAGUCAAAUAUGGCAGGACGUGCCAAGACUUGGGCACUGGGGCUCAAGUUGCACGACCCAUAUGCGUUUGGGUCGUUGGAAGUCUUCAAGUCGCGGCUCAGACAAACGUUUGAACCGCCUAGAGCUGAGUUCAGAGCUCGAACCGAACUCUUGAAGCUCAAGCAGGGUAAGCGUGAUGUGCACGCUUACGCUCAACAUAUACGACAUCUCACGAGUUGUAUAAGUUCCAACCCGGUUGAUUAA